CUGACGGUGAGAUUAGGCUUCAGCCACGCUGUCCGUCUUUGUCCUCCCUGUCCUCAUUAGACACACAGCCGACUGUCCAGGGAGCAACAUGAACGGUACGAUGGACGGGAUCUACGACCGCGAUCCUCAUGACGGAUCCUUCAUGUUCACCUCGGAGUCCGUGGGAGAGGGACACCCUGAUAAGAUAUGCGACCAGAUCAGUGACGCUGUGCUGGAUGCUCACCUGAGGCAGGACCCCGACGCCAAGGUGGCUUGUGAGACGGUGUGUAAGACCGGCAUGGUGCUGCUUUGUGGUGAGAUCACGUCCAGAGCCAACGUGGACUACCAGAAGGUGGUGAGAGACACCAUCCGAGACAUCGGAUACGACAACUCAAACAAAGGCUUCGACUAUAAGACCUGUAACUUGCUGGUGGCCCUCGAGCAGCAGUCCCCGGACAUCGCACAGGGAGUUCACAUCGACCGCCCGGAGAGCGACAUCGGAGCUGGAGACCAGGGUCUGAUGUUCGGAUACGCCACAGAUGAGACGGAGGAGUGCAUGCCCCUCACCGUCGUCCUCGCACACAAACUCAACUCCAAGAUGGCCGAGCUGAGACGCAGCGGGGCGGUCCCGUGGCUCCGCCCCGACUCCAAGACGCAGGUGACGGUUCACUACACCCAAGAGAACGGUGCCGUGAUCCCCAAGAGGGUUCACACCGUGGUGAUCUCGGCGCAGCACGACGACGACGUGAGUCUGGAGGAGCAGAAGAAGGUCCUGAUGGAGGAUGUCAUCAAGGCCGUGGUCCCCGCGAGGUACCUGGACGACAACACCGUCUACCACCUGCAGCCCAGCGGACGCUUUGUGAUCGGCGGUCCACAGGGUGACGCUGGAGUGACGGGCAGGAAGAUCAUCGUGGACACAUACGGAGGCUGGGGGGCGCACGGUGGGGGGGCUUUCUCUGGGAAGGACUACACCAAGGUGGACCGGUCGGCUGCCUACGCCGCACGCUGGGUGGCCAAGUCUCUGGUGAAGGCCAAGCUGUGCAGGAGAGUGCUGGUGCAGGUAUCGUACGCCAUCGGAGUCGCCCACCCGCUCUCCAUCUCCCUCUUCACCUACGGCUCCUCUCAGCAGAGCGAGAAGGAGCUGCUGCAGGUCGUCAACAAGAACUUCGAUCUCAGACCCGGCGUCAUCGUCAGAGACCUGGACCUGAAGAGACCGAUCUACCAGAAGACGGCCUGCUACGGACACUUUGGGAGGAAGGACUUCCCCUGGGAGGUCCCGAAGAACCUCAACUUCUAGAGUAUCUGUGUGUGUGUGUGUGUGUGUGUGUGUGUGUGUGUGUGUGUGUGUGAGAGAUGUAUAGAUAGCUGACCUCGUGCUCCUGUAACCUGGUAAGGCAGCUGGGAGGGAUGGGUCAGGGUGGGUGCAGAUAGUCUCUGCUGAUUGGACGAAGGAUUGAUGGACCCCUUCAAUAGUAACCUGAAAUAUGAGCGAGCUCUUUGGUAUUUCUGUCUUGGUAUGAAGACCUGCAGGGACUUGACCGCCACAAAACAACAAAAGAUAUACAGCAGAUUUCCCAAAGUUCAGUCAUAAGUUCAUUGCUGCAUGCAUCCUAAUAUUUAUAACAGAUUCUAACUAUAGAUAGUACUUUUGAAUGAGAGAAAGCUGAGAUAGAUAGCAGAGAGUCUGCAGGUGGAAGUUGGAUAAUCCAAAGCUUUCAGUUCUUUAUAGUUUGAAUGCACAAAGUUAGAAACACUGUUCUGCUCUAAGGUCUAAGUUGCAUAUUAUUUGGUACCAAACCAAACGACCUGCAGACACUUGAUCCACACAAAGAUGAGAUGUGAUCUCAGAAGGUAUACAGCAGAUCUCCCAAAGAAGUUUCAAGUGAGAGAAUUAGAGAAAAACUUGGUUCCUCAAAUGUACAGUAUAUACUGUGUGUUUAUGUUGGUCAGUGUUUCUAUUUAGUAGAUAGCUGGCUGUUAGGAGAGAGAGAGAGAGAGAGAACGAGAGCAUCUGAAAAUACUGUCGAAGAAGUUUCAAAUGUCAGCGACUAAUAACAUUAAUAAUCCUGAAUGCUUCCUAACAUUUAUUUUUGUAUAAUAAAUACCUGCAGGUUGUAGUGUCUAAUCUAAAACAUAUUUUAUUAUUAAUAUUUGGUAUAAGCUGCAAGUCAAUAGUUUUUAGUUUCUUUUUAAAAUCAAUACACAAACCUGCAUUCUGAUCAUCAGAUGAACUUCGUAGGUUGUUUGAGUUUCGUAUUAUUUGGUGCUUAAAACGUAAAUUCAAGACCUGCAGAGACACAUGCAAAGCAAAUAAGAGAUGUGAAUUAAGAGAAACACUGAAUGCUUCCUGACGUUUGUUUUCACAUGACAGACAGCUGCAGGUCCUCGAGUCUAAUCUCAAGAUCUUAAAUGAUUACAAUACAGGCUGAAUGUCUUACUUAUUUUUAGAGCUUUAUUAUGAAAUCAAUGCACAAACCUGCUUUCUGAAUAUCAUACUUUCUUCUACGGUCGUUACAUGAAACAGCCGUUUCUUCAGUUUGAUAUUAUUUGACAAUAAAAACAUCUGGACGUCUGCUAAACAAAGAUGUGAUCUCAGAAUGUUUAAAAGUCACAGAAGCAGAAGAAAAACUUUGCAUAUACCGUUUCAUAAAUAAUGUAAA
Molecule: messenger RNA, 2639 nt
Organism: Anarrhichthys ocellatus (wolf-eel)
Lineage: Eukaryota; Metazoa; Chordata; Actinopteri; Perciformes; Anarhichadidae
Product: S-adenosylmethionine synthase-like
Exons: 9
Coding region: 89-1276 (395 amino acids)
Biological process (GO): S-adenosylmethionine biosynthetic process
Molecular function (GO): ATP binding; methionine adenosyltransferase activity
Source: RefSeq, a predicted model, not a curated record